CGGACGCCCUGGCCGUGUACCGCUUGCAGGCUCCCGUCUGGGAGUUCAAGUACGGAGGGCUUCUGGGACACUUGAAAAUUAUGCACGAUGCCGUGGGCUUCAGGAGCUCCUUGACUGGGAAGAACUACACCAUGGAGUGGUACGAGCUUUUCCAGCUUGGGAACUGCACCUUCCCACACCUGCGGCCUGAAGACUCCGCCCCCUUCUGGUGCAACCAGGGGGCAGCCUGUUUCUAUGAAGGGAUUGAUGAUGCCCACUGGAAGGAAAAUGGCACCCUGGUCCAGGUGACGACAAUUUCAGGAGCGAUGUUCAAUCAAAUGGCAAAAUGGGUGGAAUAUGACAACGAAACUGGCAUUUAUUAUGAGACCUGGAUGGUCAAAAGCAGCCCAGAAAAAAAUUCCCGCGUCUGGUUUGAAGCUUAUGAAUGCUCCAAAUUCGUGCAAAGGACCUACCAGAAGCUGGCUGAGCUGGGGGCCGUUUUCAAGAAGAUCCAAACCAAUUAUACCACCAUUACUCUCUUCAGCGGGGAGCCUGUUUGCCUGGGCAAUGAGACGACACUCUUUGGACCGCCGGGAAACAAAUCUUUGGCGUUGGCUAUUAGGAAUUUCUACCUGCCUUUCAAACCGUACCACUCGGUGAAGGAGUUCUUCGUUAACCUAUUGAAGAUACUUGAGGAGGUAGUUCUGGAUCAUCGGUUUUAUUUGUUUUAUAAUCUGGAAUAUUGGCUCUUGCCCAUGAAGUAUCCUUACAUGAAAAUAGCCUAUGAAGAAAUCCCGCUGCCUAAUUCCAAUGCUACCAAAUUUGAUGCGUAAUCCUGUUUUGCCUGUUAAAAUGCACUUGUCAUGCCUCUGUCGGAGUCUGAAUCCGAAUAGCUGACAGGGAGUGGGAGUGUGGCU
Molecule: messenger RNA, 896 nt
Organism: Pseudonaja textilis
Lineage: Eukaryota; Metazoa; Chordata; Lepidosauria; Squamata; Elapidae
Source: RefSeq, a predicted model, not a curated record